AUGAAAGCGCUAAUUUUUCUCACUGUUUGAUCACUAGCAUUUUUAGAGAAAACCCUUUACAACCAAUUUCUGACAGGCAUCUUAGAAGGAGCUGAUUUAAUAUCAAAGCUUGAUGCAGAAAAUUGCCUUUACUCCAGAACUUUAGUUACUCAAGAUAAAAAAUUUUCUAUUGAUUGGAACAACCUUAUACAAGAUUUAACUGAAAUGUCUAUAUAUUGCAAAUUCCAAGAAGCAUUAAAGCCACUGAAAAACCUAAAAACGUCUGAAAAUAUGAUGGCCCGCACUUACAAACGAUUUGAGGAAGCAAAAGCUAAAAACCAGUUCCCGGUUUCGUCAAAUAUAACUAAUUUUGGCAAAAGCCUUGGCAGCUGGCUUUCACAGUACAUUAGAAUGGCUUCUCCCUACGCUUUUAUAGGCCUUCCUAUAGAUGGCGCGCAAUGCGCCAUCACCGAGCAAUGUCGGGAGAGGGUUCCACACGAGGAAUGGUUCUACGUGUGGAACCCUCUUUUUGACCUGUGAGAAAACUACUUUCCACGAGCCAAAAAGAGGGUUCCACACGUAGAACCAUUCCUCGUGUGGAACCCUCUCCCGCAUGGCCCGGUGAUGGCGCAUUGCGCGCCAUCUAUAGGAAGGCCCUAUAAAUUUUCCUAUAACCCAUCUGAUGUAUCUAUCUAUAUAAAAGCUGCAAAAGCUCCUCUUCCUAUCGCUUAUUUUCAUGGAAUCAACGGAGCUUGCAAAGAUGAAAGCUAUAAAGAAUGAGAAAAUUAUUUAAGAAAGCAAUUAGGGGUUUAUAUAAGAUGUAUUGAAAUAGGUGAUGGCGCAUCAUCAAGCAUUUUUAUGUCAAUGACUGACCAAACUAAUGAAGCUUGCACCAAAAUUAAGGCGGACUAUCAUUAUAAAGGAAAAUUUAAUUUAAUUGGAAUUUCACAAGGUGGGAUAAUAGCUAGAGGAGUUCUUCAGAAAUGUGCUGGGCUUAAAGUCAACAAUUUAAUAACAAUUGGCUCUCCUAAUAUGGGAAUAAAUAAAUUCCCAAACUGUGAAGUUGGAAUUAAGUGCUAUCUUUAUAAUAAAGCAGCCAUACUUGGAGCAUAUUCCGCUGCUUUUCAAGCUCUUGGACCUGGAGGCUACUUUAAAGAUCAAUACCAAUAUGAAACAUAUCUUAAAGAAAGCAGCUUUUUAGCUGACUUGAAUAAUGAAAGAAAAAUCAAGAAAGAAUAUACUGAUCUGUAUUUAGCCCUAGGCUAUUUUGUACAGAUUUACUUUUCGAAAGAUGCAACUGUGAUUCCAAAAGAAAGUGAAAUAUUUGGGUAUUUUGCUAUUGAUUCUGAAAUAAUGCAGCCUUAUAAUGAAACAUUGAACUAUGUUAAUAAUUAUCUGGGAGCUAAGACAAUGGAUUCCCAAGGGAAAAUUGUUACUAUCACUAGUGAGCAAUAAAAUACUUGCUUUAAAUAGAGAGUUAAUUGUUUUAUCUGUUUAAACCAAAACUGUAUAGGAAAUAUUUAAUUUAAUUAGAAAAUUUACUUUAAAUACAAACUUAAUCAAUUCAAUAGAAUUAGCAGUUGAUUGAUUAUAUAUAAAAAAAUACUAUAAACAAAUAUUUUGGCUAAACUAAAGUUAAUUUUAAUUAGAACUUUGCUCGCAUACAGAUAGUAGAGUUAGGACCACUAUUGACUCAGAGCAUUGCAAUAUGACUCAUGAAGAAGUUAAUAAAUAUCUCAUUCCUUAUCUUCUAUAA
Molecule: messenger RNA, 1735 nt
Organism: Blepharisma stoltei
Lineage: Eukaryota; Ciliophora; Heterotrichea; Heterotrichida; Blepharismidae
Source: the annotation of a GenBank genome assembly